CUCUCUCUCUCUCUCUCUCUCUCUCUCUCUCUCUCACACACACACACACACACACACACACACACACACACACACACACACACACACACACACACACACACACACACACACACACACACACACACACACACACACACACACACACACACACACACACACACACACACACACAACUUUAUGUAUUUUCAUUGUCCUCUUCUAAGGAAAUCAUGAGUUUGAUUUCGGUGUGGACCACUUGGAAGAGCAGACAAAAAAUAUGACCUUCCCAUGGUUCCUCAGCAAUGUGUACGACAGGUUCACCCAUGAAACGCUGGGCCAUGGCAUGGUCAGCAGCAUCCUGGAGUGGAACAGCCUAAAGAUCGGUGUCAUGGGCCUGGUAGAGGAGGACUGGUUGGAUACCCUGGGCACUGUGGACAAGAACAACAUCCACUACACAGACUAUGUGGAGACAGCUGAUCACCUUUCUGCUGAGCUGAGGGACAAAGGGGCUGACCUGGUCAUCGCAGUCACACACAUGAGGUGGCGUAAUGACAUCAGGCUAGCAUCCGAGUCCAACGGUGUGGAUCUCAUCCUGGGAGGACAUGACCAUGAGUACGGGGUUCUGGAGGUCAAUGGGAUUCUGAUCGUAAAGAGUGGCUCAGAGUUCAGGUACCUGUCAAAGAUUGACGUUGUGAAGGACCAGGAUGGAACGUUCAAGUACACCUGUGAAAAGAGAGCUACAAUGAGAGACCUUGAGGAAGAUGCGGAAAUCAAACAGAUUGUGAAAGGAUACACUGAUAAUAUGCAGCAUAUGCUUGGAGAGGUCCUGUGCCACACAGACGUGACCUUGGAUGGACGCUGCGCCACCGUGAGACGAGCAGAGUGCAACCUGGGUAAUCUGAUCACCAACGCCAUGCUGGAGGCCACUCAUGCGGAAGCGGCGAUUUUAAACUCAGGUACUCUGCGAUCUGAUCGCUUGCACCCGGCUGGUCCCCUGACCAUGCAUGACCUGCUGCAGAUCCUGCCACUAAAGGACCCAGUGCUGGUGGUGGAGGCCACUGGGCAGCAGCUCUACGAAGGCCUGGAGAACGGGGUCAGCAUCUACCCUGAUUUAGAUGGAAGAUUUCCCCAGGUCUCAGGGAUUCAGUUUGGCUUUAAUCCCAAUGGAAAACCUGGACACAGAGUCAUCGCUAAGACAGUGAAGGUUCAAGGCAAGAGUCUAGAUAGAGACAGAAAAUAUGCGGUGGCCAUGAAAGAAUUCUUAACUAAGGGCAAAGAUGGCUACACUAUGUUCAGAAGCUGUCCUCAUAGGCACGACAUAGAGAAUGCUCAGAUCCUGUCGACCAUCCUCAUCAACCACUUUGAGUCUGGCCAGAUCGUCAGAGGCACGAAGAGGUGCAUGUCUGGCCACAGGAUGGGCCUCAUCAAGGUGUCCAGCAGCCCCUCUGUGUCUGCCAUUGAAAGUACCAAGAGUGAGAAUCUGGAGGGAGAGGAGGUGGGAGUGGCUGUGGUACCCGGAGUGGAGGGCAGGAUAUUCCAUGUCUACCCUGAGGGCCAAUCAGAAACAGAAGGCUAACAGUGGGUAGGGCUGUUCCUCAUCAGAUAAUUUCACAGAGCAACUCAGCCUCCAUAGUCACAGUGUAAGCCAGGGGAAAUUACAUCAAGUUUCACAUCUCUCAUCUGCCUCUUGCUUUUUAUCAGCCUUAUAAACAGGCGGACUGUCAAUGAUCGCUCAGACAGCAACAUGAGAUGAAGUAAUCCAUUACUUGUAUUACUGUUGAAGUAAUCCAUUACUUGUAUUACUGUUGAAGUAAUCCAUUACUUGUAGUACUGUUGAAGCAAUCCAUUACUUGUAGUACUGUUGAAGUAAUCCGUUAUUUGUAGUACUGUUGAAGCAAUCCAUUACUUGUAGUACUGUUGAAGUAAUCAAUUACUUGUAGUACUGUUGAAGUAAUCCAUUACUUGUAGUACUGUUGAAGUAAUCCAUUACUUGUAUUACUGUUGAAGUAAUCCAUUACUUGUAGUACUGUUGAAGCAAUCCAUUACUUGUAGUACUGUUGAAGUAAUCCGUUAUUUGUAGUACUGUUGAAGCAAUCCAUUACUUGUAGUACUGUUGAAGUAAUCAAUUACUUGUAGUACUGUUGAAGUAAUCCAUUACUUGUAGUACUGUUGAAGUAAUCCAUUACUUGUAUAACUGUUGAGGUAAUCCACUACUUGUAGUACUGUUGAAGCAAUCCAUUACUUGUAGUACUGUUGAAGUAAUCCAUUACUUGUAGUACUGUUGAAGCAAUCCAGCAGCAAGCAGUCCUUGAAGUUGUAAAUACCAUUUUUUGACAUGACUCAAAAUUAUACCACAUUUUUCCCCUUGUCAAUACAGUUGAAUAUUGACAACUAAUAUAUUACAGAAAAGGUAUUUAUUUUGAAUGAUCAUUUUGUGGCAUAUAUUGUGGCAAUGUAUAAGGAUUUGAACGGAGAAGGAGGAGCAAUAGUGUACAUGUGCUCAUGACAACAUUAUAGUAAAAAGGAAAUGAAUUGAAGAAAACUCACCACUGUGUUUUUGUGUUAAAACCACCCCUGACUUCCUUUUAAAAGAGAUAGUCUCGGUCAAUGUGCAAGGCCAUUCUUCUUCAUAACAAAUUAUAUCUUGACAACAUCACAAUGUUGGGUGAAUGAAUCAGUGAUUCCCUGCUUCUACCGUUGAAAGAACCCGGCUGUAAACGGAUGAUAAUGUGGCGUAUUAUAUGGCCUAUACUGUUUGGGGACUUUCUGGUCAUGCUCCAAGGCUUGACAUCACUUCUUUUUGCCACUUGUCCCCAGGACAAGUAGGACGGAAGUUUUAGUUGUCUGAAAGCUUAAAGGGACUUGUCCAAAAAAAAUCUGUAACACCAUAUUAAGUGUUUAUAAAUAAAAAUACAUCUGUAACACCAUAUUAAGUGUUUAUAAAUAAAAAUAAUUCCA
Oncorhynchus keta (chum salmon) is the source of this 2937-nucleotide messenger RNA. Its product is annotated as trifunctional nucleotide phosphoesterase protein YfkN-like. Bases 257 to 1555 code for a protein of 432 amino acids. Lineage: Eukaryota; Metazoa; Chordata; Actinopteri; Salmoniformes; Salmonidae. The record is from RefSeq and is a predicted model, not a curated record. The transcript has 7 exons. Gene Ontology annotation, biological process: nucleotide catabolic process. Gene Ontology annotation, molecular function: hydrolase activity.